Messenger RNA from Grammomys surdaster, 2727 nucleotides. RefSeq names its product BRCA1 associated RING domain 1 (gene Bard1). The transcript is spliced from 11 exons. NCBI's taxonomy places the organism in Eukaryota, Metazoa, Chordata, Mammalia, Rodentia, Muridae. Bases 1 to 2295 code for a protein of 764 amino acids. Gene Ontology annotation, molecular function: protein binding. The record is from RefSeq and is a predicted model, not a curated record.
AUGCCGCGCCGGCUGCCGAGGGUCUGCUCCGGGAACAAGCCUCCUCCCGUGCCCGCCAUGGCACCGGCUACCGAAGGGCUUUGGGCCCACAGCCGGGCGGCGCUUGCCCGCCUGGAGAAGCUGCUGUGCUGCUCCCGCUGUGCUAAUAUACUAAAGGAGCCCGUGUGCUUAGGAGGAUGUGAGCACAUCUUCUGUAGUGAUUGUAUAAGUGACUGUGUUGGAUCAGGAUGCCCAGUGUGUUACACUCCAGCCUGGAUCCUAGACCUCAAGAUAAACAGACAAUUGGACAGCAUGAUCCAGCUUUAUAGUAAACUUCAAAAUUUGCUACAUGACAAUAAAGUUUCAGAUUCAAAAGACGACAAAUCUAGGGCAAGUUUAUUUGGUGAUGCAGAAAGGAAGAAUUCAAUAAAAAUGUGGUUUAGCCCUCGAAGUAAGAAGGUUAGAUAUGUUGUGAAUAAAGUGUCAGUACAAACCCAGCCUCAAAAGACAAAGGAUGACAAAGCCCAGGAAGCCUCAGUGUAUGAAUUUGUUUCUGCAACUCCCCCUGUGGUUGCUUCUAAGAGGGCUAAAACAGCUUCUAGAACAUCUGCAAAAAAGCAUCCGAAGAAGUCUGUAGCUAAGACCAACCAAGAGGGGAAUUUCAGGCCAGAAAAAAAGGAUAGUAGAUUUGAUUCCAAAGAGGAGCUGAAGGAAGAGAAGGUUGUCUCCUAUAGCCAAACGCCAGCUAUUAAGAGUCCACGGGUAAAUGGCGAAAUCGACUUAUUAGCAAGUGGCUCUGUUGUAGAAUCUGAAUGUUCUGGAAGCUUGACUGAAGUCUCUUUACCAUUGGCGGAACAUAUAGUGUCUCCAGACACUGUGAGCAAGAGUGAAGAGACUCCGGAGAAGAAGGUCUGUGUGAAAGAUCUUCGCUCAGUAGGGAAUAAUGGAAAUCGCAAAGGCUGCCAAAGGCCUCCCACUUCUACUUCUAAGAACUGUGGGAGCAAUGUUCUGAGCACCAGCAGAGACAUCAGUGAGCCAACAUUGCUUGCAGAAAACGUAGUGUUGGUUGACUGUUCCUCACUGCCUUCAGGCCGACUUCAGGUUGAUGUCACACUCAGGAGAAAGAGUAAUGCAUCAGAUGAUAGCCUUUCACCGGGCACACCCCCACCUCUGCUGAACAAUUCAACUCACAGACAAAUGAUGUCAAGCCCCUCCACAGUGAAGCUGUCUUCUGGUAUUCCAACUGGGAAAAGAAAUCACAGAGGAGAGACCUUACUUCAUAUUGCUUCUAUUAAGGGUGAUAUACCUUCUGUUGAAUACCUCUUGCAAAAUGGAAACGACCCAAAUGUUAAAGACCAUGCUGGAUGGACACCGUUGCAUGAAGCCUGCAGUCAUGGACACCUGAAGGUAGUGGAGCUGCUGCUCCAGCAUAAUGCCUUGGUGAACACCACUGGUUAUCAGAAUGACUCACCACUCCACGAUGCCGCCAAGAAUGGCCACAUCGAUAUCGUCAAGGUGUUACUGUCCCACGGUGCUUCCAGAAAUGCUGUUAACAUAUUUGGUGUGCGGCCGGUGGAUUAUACAGACAAUGAGAAUAUAAGAUCAUUAUUGCUGCUGCCGGAGAAGAAUGAAUCAUUCUCAACUAGCCAGUGCUCUGUCCUGAAUGUUGGGCAGCGAAAGAAUGGGCCACUGGUACUUAUAGGCAGUGGGCUUUCUUCACAACAACAGAAAAUGCUCAGCAAACUGGAGACAGUUCUUAAAGCUAAAAAGUGUGCUGAGUUUGACAGUACAGUAACUCAUGUCAUCGUUCCUGAUGAGGACGUUCAGAGUACUCUCAAAUGUAUGCUUGGGAUUCUCAGUGGAUGCUGGAUCCUGAAGUUUGACUGGGUGAAAGCCUGUCUGGACAGCAAAGUCCGUGAGCAGGAAGAAAAGUACGAAGUUCCUGGAGGUCCACAGAGGAGCAGGCUCAAUAGAGAGCAGCUGUUGCCGAAGCUAUUUGAUGGAUGCUACUUCUUUUUGGGGGGAAACUUCAAGCAUCAUCCAAAGGAUGACCUCCUUAAGCUCAUCGGAGCCGCAGGAGGCAAAGUCCUCAGUAGGAAGCCCAAGCCAGACAGCGACGUGACCCAGACCAUCAACACAGUUGCAUACCAUGCCAGGCCUGAUUCUGAUCAGCGCUUCUGUACGCAGUACAUCAUCUAUGAAGAUCUGUUUAACUGUCACCCAGAGAGGGUUCGGCAGGGCAAAGUCUGGAUGGCUCCUUCCACCUGGCUUAUCAGCUGUAUAAUGGCCUUUGAAUUGCUUCCUCUUGAUAGCUGAAUGUCAUACCAGGUGUACAUUUUAAGUUGAACAUGCAUGGUUUGUGAGAACACGGCCAUUGUGAUAUAUUUCAUCAUUCAUGUUUUUAUGGACAGGUAGAACUAUUUGUGUUUCCUCCCCCUUAGACUUGCAAACUUAGAUAAUUGAUCGUAGGUUAGGGAUUCAUUUAGAUGCCUAAACCACUUUUAAGAUUUUUUUUGUUUUCUUUUGAGGUUUGGGGCUAUAACUCAAGUGUUAGGGUCUUCAUCAACCACGCAUGAGGACAGGUUCCAGACUGGGAACGUAUUUUACAAGUGGCCUGUGGUUUUUGAUUGAUCAUGUCUUUCAGCUUUAUCAACAUCUGUCGAUGAUUAAUAAGUGAGAUAGCAUCAAACUACUUGUUAAAUCUACAUGGUCUAUCACUAAUUUAGCAUCCUUUAGUAAACAGAAUAU